CAUAGGUGGAGUCCUGACUGGUUCCAGUGAACAGUUCGUUGUUUUUGAGCGUCCAGGAGUGGACUGGAAACUUUCUUCUUCUUCAGAGCUUUGAAUAAAGUAGUGACGGCAGCCUGCAGACACAGAGGAGGAUUUUCUCUCAGACCUGGUCCACACAGCAGAGAGCUGCAGAGGAAGAAGCUGAGGAGCCAUGACGACGUCAGAGCUCCUCAAAAACAUCCUGGAUGAUCUUAAUGAUGGUCAGCUCUCUGAUUUCCAGUGGUUCCUGCAGAAGACCAACAAUGUUCAAGACCUCCCAGCCAUCAAAGAGAGCCAACUACAGACAACAAGCAGGUGUAACACUGUGAAUGUGAUGGUGCAGACUUAUGGAGAUCAGGGAGCUGUGCAGGUGACCAGGGUGGUUUUAGAGAAGAUCCACAGGAAUGAUCUGCUGCAGAGUUUACCUGCCAGCAGCUCAGGACCAGAAGAUGUGACUGUUCCGGUACCAGAACCACGUCACAUCAGAGAUUACCAAGAGAAGCUUCAAUCACACCUCCAGGAGAAGUUUCGGUGUGUGGCAGAGGGGUGUGCAACAGAUAAGCAACUUCUGGUUGAUAUCUUCACAGAGCUGUACAUCACUAUUGGCCGGGACAUGCACGUCAACACACAGCAUGAGGUCCUACAGAUUGAAAAUGUGUGGAAGCCAUCAGACACAGAGACACGGAUCGAACCCAGCGACAUUUUCAAUCAUCCUUCUGGAAAAGACAUACCCAUCAGAACAGUACUGACCAAUGGGAUUGCAGGGAUUGGUAAAACAUUCCUCGUGCACAAAUUUGUGUUUGACUGGGCUGAAAAAAGAGCUAAUCAAGAUGUGCAUCUUAUUUUCCCAUUCACUUUCCGUGACCUGAAUUCACUGCAGGGACAAGAGUUUCGUUUGGCAGAGCUCAUUCAUUUCUGUAUCCCAGAAACUAAAGACGUAACAGAGAAGGCUCUGAAUGACAUCUUUACAACUUUGGAGUCAUCAGGAAACAGCAGUUACAAGAAGAGCAGAUUCAAACUGCUGUUUGUGUUUGAUGGCCUGGAUGAGAAUCGCCUUCAUCUGGACUUUCAUGUCAACCACAUUCGCUCCAUUGACGUAACAAAGUCAACUAAAAUAGAGGUCUUGCUGAGGGAACUUAUCAGAGGAAACCUGUUGCGCUCUGCUCGCCUCUGGAUAACCACACGGCCUGCAGCAGCCAGUCAGAUCCCUGAUGACUGCGUGAACAUGGAGACAGAGGUCAGAGGGUUCACCGACCCACAGAAGGAGGAGUACUUCAAGAAGAGAUUCGGAGAUGAGAAGCAGGCCAGCAGCAUCAUCUCCCACUUGAAGAAGUCACGAAGCCUCCACAUCAUGUGCCACAUCCCAGUGUUCUGCAGGAUCACUGCUACAGUUCUGGAGGAGCUGCUGAGAAGCAGAGAGGGAGGAGAUCUGCCCAGAACCCUGACUGAGAUGUACAUAGAGUUUCUCAUAGUUCAGAUUGAUCACACAGAAAAAAAGUAUGGUCCAGAAAAAGGCAUUCAGUACAUUAACUCAUUAGCCAAACUGGCUUUUAAACAGCUGCUAAAGGGCAACCUGAUCUUCUAUGAGAAAGAUCUGAGUGAAAGCGGCAUCAAUGUGACUGAAGCCUCAGUGUACUCAGGAGUGUUCACAGAGAUCUUCAAAGCAGAUGGAUGGAAAGAGAAAGACAAGGCGUUCAGCUUCGUCCAUCUGAGCGUCCAGGAGUUUAUGGCUGCUCUUCAUGUCCAUCAGACCUUCAGAAAGUCUGGAAUUAACCUGCUGGAAAAAACAUCCUGGUGGUCCUGGUGGAUCAACUUUCUGUUCAGACAGAAAGUUGAUCCACCAGUUUUCUACCAGAGAGCUGUGGACGAGGCCUUACAGAGUCCAACUGGACACCUGGACUUGUUCCUGCGCUUCCUCCUGGGUCUGUCACUAACAUCCAAUCAGAACAAAUUACAGGAUCUGCUGAGAACAUCAGACAGGAGCUCACAGACCAAUCAGAAAACAGUGGAGUACAUCAAGAAUAAGAUCAGUGAGAAUGUGUCUGUAGAGAGAAGCAUCAAUCUGUUCCACUGUCUGAAUGAACUGAAGGAUGUUUCUCUAGUGGAGGAGGUCCAACAGUCCCUGAGAUCAGGACAUCUGUCCACAGAUAAACUGUCUCCUGCUCAGUGGUCAGCUCUGGGCUUCAUCUUACUGUCAUCAGGAGAAGAUCUGGACGUGUUUGACCUGAAGAAAUACUCUGCUUCAGAGGAGGUUCUUCUGAGGCUGCUGCCAGUGGUCAAAGCCUCCAAGAAAGUUCUACUGAGUGGCUGUAAUCUGUCAGAGAGAAGCUGUGGAGCUCUGUCCUCAGUCCUCAGCUCCAAGUCCUCCAGUGUGACAGAGCUGGACCUGACUAACAACAACCUGCAGGAUUCAGGAGUGGAGAGUCUUUCUGCUGGACUGAAGAGUCCACACUGUAAACUAGAAGCUCUCAGACUGAGUGGCUGUAAUCUGUCAGAGGGAAGCUGUGCAGCUCUGUCCUCAGUCCUCAGCUCCAAGUCCUCCAGUAUGACAAAGCUGGACCUGAGUAACAACAACCUGCAGGAUUCAGGAGUGGAGAGUCUUUCUGCUGGACUGGAGAGUCCACACUGUAAACUGGAAGCUCUCAGACUUAAUAACUGUAAUCUGUCAGAGAGAAGCUGUGGAGCUCUGUCCUCAGUCCUCAACUCCCAGUCCUCCAGUGUGACAGAGCUGGACCUGACUAACAACAACCUGCAGGAUUCAGGAGUGGAGAGUCUUUCUGCUGGACUGGAGAGUCCACAUUGUAAACUGGAAGCUCUCAGGCUGUCAGGCUGUCUGGUCUCAGAGGAAGGCUGUGCGUCUCUGGCCUCAGCUCUGAGCUUCAAGACCUCAAAUCUGAGAGAGCUGGACCUGAGCUACAACCAUCCAGGAGACUCAGGAGAGAAGAUGCUGUUGGCUAAAGUGGAGGAUCCACACUGUAGACUGAAAACUCUCAGGGUGACGCCUGCUGGAGUCCCAUGGUUGACACCAGGUCUGAGGAAGUAUUCCUGUCAACUCACAGUCGACACAAACACACCACACAGAAUCCUCCAACUGUCUGACGUCAACAGGAAGGUGACACUUGUGAAGGAGGUUCAGUCGUAUCCUCAUCAUCCAGACAGGUUUAACUGGCCCCAGCUGCUGUGUAGAACUGGUCUGACUGGUCGCUGUUACUGGGAGGUGGAGUGGAGAGGAAAGGUUCCUAUAUCAGUGAGUUACAGAGGAAUCAGAAGGAGAGGAGACAUUAAUGAUUGUAUGUUUGGACGUAAUGAUCAGUCCUGGAGUCUGAUCUGCUCUGAUGAUGGUUACUCUGUCAGACACGAUAACGUAGAAACAUCCAUCAGGUCCUCCUCAGUCUCUCAUAGAGUUUCAGUUUAUGUGGAUGUUGAUGCUGGAACUCUGUCCUUCUACAGAGUCUCCUCUGACUCUCUGAUCCACCUCCACACCUUCAACACCACAUUCACUGAAACUCUCUAUCCUGGAUUUGGGUUCAUGUGGUUGCCAGGUUCCUCAGUGGUUCUGUGUUGAGUUUAAUGGUUGCUAAUUUGCUGUUGAGGGAUCUGAGGACUGCCUUGAAAGUUCUGCAUGAUGUUCUACAGAAAUAUUACGUGAUUCUCAGGGUUGAACACUUGGAGAGGAUGUCUAGGAAAGCUGUAAUGUGGAAAUGAAGGGCUACAGUAGUCAGCUCCAGUUUAAAGACUGCUGUAGCUCCGUCAGCCACUAGGGGGCAUCAGUGUCUUCACAACCAACCGUCAGCUUGUUGCAGCUGAGGUCAUGGAGGGUCACACUGCAUCACUGCUCUGAGUUUCCUCAUUAUAAAGCUUCUCUCUUCCACCAAGUAUGAAACCAGGACAUACCGCUAUUUGAACAUAACCUAAGACCUGUAAAAUCAAGACUAAAAGACAUUGCUUUUUCAGUGUGUUUUUGAGCAACAGGUUUUUACAGUUUUAAUGUGAAGCUGCACAACAUUGUGAAGCGCUUUUUUCAUUUAGUCAACUAUCUGCCUUUUCAUAAGAAAAAAGAAAUCAACAUUUUAGCUUGAAAUUGUGAGGUAAAGGUCAUAAUUGUGACCCAGUAAGUGAAGCUGAGGAUAUUUAAUUAAACUAGUUGCUCACAGUUUUGUCUAACUAAAUCAAAAGAAUCAGUGCUUUCAUCUUGUGUGACUUUUAAUGUGUUUUGUUUUUGUGGACUACACACUCAGGAAUGUCAUCAUUUAGCUUUUUUGUUGCUCUUUUCACGUUGUCUUGGGUUUGAUCUGCUUCAUAAUCCAGAGACAGUUUGAUAUUUCCUCUGGAUUUGAUGAUAAUCACAACAGAACUAAUGCUGGAGGAUGUUUCAGCAUCUAUUUGUCAACUUGUUGUAGUUUUAAAGGUUCAUUCUACCCAAAAUACUACCUUCUGUCCAAGUAGUUGUAGUUUAAAAGUUUACUCCACAUACAUAGUCCUUAGUAGAAGGUUUAUUCUACCAAAAAAUACCACUUUCUAUGCAACUAUUUUACGUUUUAAAGGUUCAUUCCACCCAAAAUUCUACUUUCUGUUCAAGUACUUCUAGUUUUAAGGAUUUAUUGCGUCCAUAAUUCUACUUUCUGUCCAGGAGCUUCUUUGGAAAUGUAGACUAAAUGAGCACGAUUUCAGCCAAACUGUUUAUUGUUUUUUUCUUGGUGUGCAGUAACUCUGUUUUUAAUCUCUGGACUGUGACAUUAAGGAUGCUAGCUUAGAAUCAUUUUCAACAUUUUUAAUCAAUAACUGAUUUUUUAACACUAACUGAACACAGUGGACAUUUGUUCUGUAUUAGUGUUGCUGUUUUAGUCAAUAUUAUGGGUCUGCAGCAGAAAUCCUUCUAGUUUUAAGGGUUUAUCGCAUGCAAAAUACUGCUUUCUGUGUAAAUAGUUUGAGUUUUACAAGUUUAUUCUUCCCAAAAUAUUACUUUCUGUUCAGGUACUUCUAGUUUUAAAAGUUUACUCCGCAUAAAUAAUACUUUUCUGAUCAAUAAGUUCGGGUUUUAAAGGUUUAUUCCAACCAAAAUUUAUUUUUUUCUCUGUUUAUACUGUCUUAGUUGUUUUUUAAAAACAAUUUCUGUAUACUUUGAUUCUGUGCUUGUUGUUGUUUUUAUGAUUUUAUGCCCUGAAUGUUUUUAUUGUUUGUGACGCUGUUCCCGUCUUAAUCUGAGACAAAUUUCUCCCACGGGAGACAAAUAAAAAACCUUGACUUGA
Molecule: messenger RNA, 5267 nt
Organism: Acanthochromis polyacanthus (spiny chromis)
Lineage: Eukaryota; Metazoa; Chordata; Actinopteri; Pomacentridae
Product: NACHT, LRR and PYD domains-containing protein 12-like
Exons: 10
Coding region: 191-3583 (1130 amino acids)
Molecular function (GO): protein binding
Source: RefSeq, a predicted model, not a curated record